UUAGCCAUAAUCCCCAUGGAAAGAAAACCACAACCACAUGAAUAUGCAUGCACAUAAGACAUGAAAGUUGAAACCCAGAGAAGUUUGUGAAGUAAUUGCCAAAAAGAUAGCAAAUUACACCGUUUGUUUCUUCUGUAAUCACAGCCCACCUUGACCCAAUUGAGGAAAAAGAAAACGAAAGCUCCAAUGGAGAGAGUUAGGACAUUUCAAUUAAAAAAAUUCGUUCGUAGAGAGAGAGAAAAGAGUGAGACCCACUUUCCCUUUCUUUAUUUGUGGCCGUUCAUUGUCCAAUUAAGCCAACUAGAACUUGAACUGUGACAUUACAUAGGCCAAUUUUCUUUUUCGGAAAUUCUUCUGCCCAAUCAUUCGUGCAUUGGGAAGUUGAAUCCGGAAUCAGCGGUGGUGAUCAACACCCGGAAAAGAUCAGAUGGUGGAAAAGGGUUUGGAAAUUGUUCAUCAAUCAUGCUGAUGUUUAGAGAGAGAGAGAGAGAGAGAGCCCAAUACGUUUCUCUGUCAGAGAGUCCGGCGUGUGUGUAAUUCGUUGACGUCAAAGCGACAAAAAAGCCAUCGAGUGCAUCGGAACCCAUCUUCGCAACUUGCCUUUCGCUUUGCCCCCAUCGCCCGCCCCUUCCAUCUCGUCUCUGUUCUUUGGAUUUCCCGAUUCCAAUAUUCAUCUUUGAUCUGUUUUGUUCUCUGGGAGUGACUGGGAUAGAGUCGCUUCCGAAGUUAUGUCAUCGUCUUCUCGAGUUCUUCCUAAGCCGUUGGAAGAGAAGUACCCGAAAUUGCCUGUUUCUUUUCAGGGUUCCUCACAAAGCGAAGCCAUGAGACAUCCCAUCCCCAGGCAGGUCCCUCCAUUAGUUUCUAGCAGUGGCACUGUAGGGCAUUUGUUUUCAUCAUCUUCUGGAUUUCGAAGCGAUUUCCCAUUGAUGCAACCUUUGUCUCAAGAUACAAACGCCCAGUUUUUUCCAUUCAUUUCUCAAUCUGCUAAUGAUGAAUCGUUGUUGCCUCCUCAUGGUUCUUCACAAUCAGAAGUACAAUCUACUGCGGUGACCAAUAACAACUUAAAUGAGAACAGUGCGUCUUGGAGUACAGAUACACUUCAGGAUUUGCUUGAUUUUCCCGACAAUGUUCCCGACCAGAACAGUCAGGCACAAAGCAUGGCCGGUGUCCUAAUGUCGGAUGAUCAAGCUAAGAGGAAUGAUUGGCCUGAUUGGGCUGAUCAGUUCAUUUCUGUUGAUGAUGCACUGGAGCCAAAUUGGAGUGAGAUUUUUUCUGAUGCUAAUGCAGGAGAUCCUAAACCAGAGGUGCUAAGAACGUCAUCAGCUUAUUUCCAAGUUCCACAGAACCAAACGAAUCAAGUUGAUUCUGUACCUACAGCAGAGUUUCAUUCUGUUUCUAAUUCGCUCUCAACAUCGUCAAACCGACCUCGGAUGCGUUGGACGCCAGAGCUUCAUGAGGCAUUUGUAGAAUCUGUCAAUAAACUUGGUGGCAGUGAAAAUGCCACUCCUAAGGGUGUCCUAAAGCUCAUGAAUGUUGAAGGCCUUACUAUUUAUCAUGUUAAAAGCCACCUACAGAAAUAUAGGACCGCCAGAUAUAAACCAGAGUCAUCAGAAGGAUCUUCAGGGAAAAAGUUAAAUCCUAUUGAGGAAAUGAAAACGCUUGAUUUAAAAACGAGUAUGGGGAUAACUGAAGCAUUGCGUUUGCAAAUGGAAGUUCAGAAGCGGCUCCAUGAACAACUUGAGAUUCAAAGAAACUUGCAGUUACGGAUCGAAGAACAAGGUAAGUAUCUUCAGGAGAUGUUUGAGCAACAAAGAAAGAUGGAAAACAAGCUGAAGACUUCCUCGUCGAUCCUAGAGAAUAUGCCGCGUGCUGACGACCAACCUGAAAAUUCAGAACAAGGUCGUGUCACAGCUGGUACGAGCAUGGAGAAUGCCGAGGGCACUCAAGAAGAUGGUUCGCCUGCUACAAGUAGAAAGCAAAAGGCACAUGAAAGCGAAGCUACGAAAUCAAGUGAAAGCAACUCUUCCUCCCCCAACGCAAAACGAGCCAAAUCAUCAGAUGCAUCAGCUUUAUAGUGGUCUGUCUCUGCCUCAGGGCUGAGAUAUUCAGCGAUCGCGUUGUGUCGCUUGUGAAGCUCGGGACGAUCUGGAACCAGGGAGAGUAUGAGGGUAUUCCAACCCUUGCAAUGCAAUUAAAAACAGUUGGUUUCUUUGUGAAGGAAGCCAUUUGCCAAUUGACUUGGGAGCUCUCUCAACUAAUUGUGUAUAAGAAGAUUGGCUUUUAAUGGACUUUGAUCUCUUCCGUCUCCGUUUUAUGCAUAAUCUAAAUGGCAUUGCUUCUUUCCCUUCUA
This is a messenger RNA of Momordica charantia (bitter melon), 2350 nucleotides long. RefSeq names its product protein PHR1-LIKE 1. NCBI's taxonomy places the organism in Eukaryota, Viridiplantae, Streptophyta, Magnoliopsida, Cucurbitales, Cucurbitaceae. The record is from RefSeq and is a predicted model, not a curated record. Gene Ontology annotation, molecular function: DNA binding; DNA-binding transcription factor activity.